Suillus bovinus is the source of this 1475-nucleotide messenger RNA. RefSeq lists its product as uncharacterized. The record is from RefSeq and is a predicted model, not a curated record. The coding region runs from base 444 to 1394 and encodes 316 amino acids. The transcript is spliced from 4 exons. Lineage: Eukaryota; Fungi; Basidiomycota; Agaricomycetes; Boletales; Suillaceae.
UGUUUUUAUAUUAAUGGAUCUUGUCGACAGGUAUCGAGUAUGGAAUUUCGGAUGGCAAUAUUAAGUCAAUCGGUAAUGUCUGAAGAACAUACACAUGAAGAUCAUACUCAGCCGAAGGGAGACUACUUUGGAAUCAAUAAGAUCCAGCGCGUUGUGUUCGAUGUUUGUGAAUAGACCUAAUUGAACCAUGUCCACAGCUGCAUCAGGGAAUAUCCGGGCUUUUCUACUGUCUGUGGAUGAAAUAAAGGUUUGUGGACGCGCUCCUUUGUGUUACUUGGAUUAUGUUAACCACAAUGCAACAAAAUCCGUCCACUAGUUGCUUCUUCGACAGUAUAAAUUCUGCAACUUGUAUUUCUUUCCUCCUUCACUUCUACGUCCACCAUCUAACUUGCUAGAGUCUAGCUCCAUCCAUUGUUUAUCUCGACCAUCCUGAAUAAUUGAACAUGUACCAUCAGCCUCAAACGGGCCAAAUGCCGAUCCAAGGCCCGCCUCAACACUGGCCUCAUCCUUACCCCCCAGUAAUGCCCCAGCCUCCAUCUGUGCCCUCGCAUCUUAAUCCUUAUCCCCCGGAGCUCCUCUACGCACAUUUAUAUCAACAACAUUCACAAGCAAUCUACCAAGCCCAAGGAGCGCCCUACCCAGUCCCUCCUCCCCAUUACUGGGGUGGCUAUCCUCCCGCUUUCCAGGGUAUGGGUGCACCUCCAGCGGCUGCGCCGCCUCACUAUCCUAUCGCACCCCCCUUGGUACCGCUCCCCUACAACCAACGAUUGGAGCAACCGGAGCAACAAGCACCAGUAGCUGCCCCGGAGGCAAGCGCUGUCAUGCUCUGCAAGCGCAAGGAGGUGGACUUGGGUAAUGAUGAUGCUCCUCCGCGCAAGAAGCAAAUGAUGAUUGUUGAUGUUAUUGAUGACCGCAAAUUUGACUUGGUCAACUACAAAGGCGACAUCUGUUACAGAUACCGCCUGUCGAAGUGCAGAGACGCACCUCCAGUGCCACGAUCUGGCAGACAAGAUCAUAUCAAUUCGAGGAUGCACCAGGAUGCCUUGGCCCCACCGCCAACCCCCGAAUAUGACGAAGCUGAAUGGAACUUCGCCAAUAUUGAGGGUUCCACGAACCAGGAAGAGACCGACGAGAGUUCUCAAGGGCCUUGCGAAGGUUCAACUGAAAACUUGCUGUUGGGUCCUUUUGUCGACAGUCCCGAAGAAUAUGGCGCUUCGACUGACAGCAAGCCGUUGGAAGAGCCCAAUGACAGUCUUGUCGAGACCACGGAUUCGUGGGACGAGCAGUUCAAUGUGUUCUUCAACCUUGAAGCAGCCACUGAACCAUCCUUGAGCGAGGAGCUGGAAGAGUUCGCCGAGAGUUUUGAAAUGAGCGUUGAAGAAACUGUCGAUUAAGCUUCAGAAGAUGCGACGCUGGAUGACUUUUUGAAUUCUGUACGUGCGAUUUACAAUUCGUCAAGUUCGGGCCAGUCGUUG